AUGUAUGUAUUUUGCUGGGAACUGUCAUCAUCCUCAGCAGUUAGAAUAUCUAGGCUUACAGGUCUCCCGGAAGAUAUAAUCCAUUCGGUUCUUCCACGAGGAUCUACAUCUUUACAGAGAGUCUUACAGCAGCAUCGCACUCUUGCUCGUCUUCCAGGAGAGGUUUGCGUAUAUAGAAUAGAGGUUCAUAGUGACCGGAAGACACUGUGUGUGGUUCGUCAGCGCUGUUCAGUCCGUCUAAGCCUUGCUGCAAUGUGCACUGACUCCUCUAAGCUGAGUUUAUCUCAUUCUGAAUGCCUCUGUAUUCUAACUGCCUUUCUGGCUCUACUACAAGAAGUGGGCACUCAGUAUCCCAAUAUUGUACAGUUUCUUGAAGAAGAACAGUUCUUUAUGACGCUCACAGGCUCAAUCGCAGUUGAGAUUCCAGUUGAAAUUCUACUAUUUAGCAGGCAGAAAAGACAGAUGGGAUCUGAGGAAUUGAUGGCUGUACUUGCCCGUACCUAUCUUACGGACUCACUCUCCAACCUAAUAACUCAGUUUGUUACAUGUUAUAUUCGUCUGUUUUAUUAUCGAAAGGCUACCUUAUCAAAAGCAGAGCUAACUCUUCCGGACGAGCUUCAAGAUCUGACUAGAUUUAAUGAUACCCUUCGGGGCCUUAAUUCUUUCUCUAGAAAUUCGUCUAUCAAUAUGCUAACUCUUUAUAAUUAUAUGCAGACACCCAAUGCUCAACUGGCCCUGACACAAAUGGAGGUGUCUCGUGGCAUUGAGCGAGAUCCAGUCUUUAAGACCACACAACUUCAUCGUGCCAUAAAAUCAUCUGAUGCCCCCAGCAUUCAUCUUUAUUCGCGCCUCUAUGGAGGACUCAGAGACAUAUCUGGACAAACAGGCCUUCACUAUCUGACCGGGCUAGGCUCGAGCAUUACAUAUGAUGCUAUUUUAAAUCUUCUUCCUCUAGAGGUCCAAUGCGAAGACAGGAUUGGCUAUUGUGCUGGAUCAUACUUUUUGCAAUUAGAACGAUAUGAAGAGGCAGCACUUCUUAGCUUCUUUGAGCCCCUAGUCGAUGAUAGACAUAACAGUAUUUUAGUUCGGCUGAUCGAUGAUAUCACUAUUUCAGAGGCAGGCCGGCAGGAGGCUUCUUCUAAGAAAAGCUUUCUUGAGAAGACAAGGUUCUUCUCGUCACUUAUUGAAUCACAAUCACAUUUCUUACUUAUUAACCUACUCUCAAAUCAACUUGGCGUUCGGGGUGCCAAAGGACGAACAGCUUUGAUUGCAGCAACACAAGGGAACCACAAAGAGCUUGUAGCUGCACUGACUCCUUACGAGUCAAAUAUUUCUGAUCUAGAAGGAGACGGUUAUGCACUGGCCUAUGCUAUGUACAACGGAAGUCCCUCUAUUGUUGAGCUGCUUGCUUCUUUAGAGGCAUCCAUACUACUAACGACUGGUUUCACGAACACGAUGAUCUGUGCAGCCUCUCCUUUCCCUCCUGGCUCUAGUGUAUCCGGUCUGUUGAAAUCAAAAGAACUGCGCAAGCGCACGUCUAAGGGCUGGACUGCGCUUAUGUUUGCCGCGGUUGCUGGCAACCUUUGGGCUGUCAAGCAACUUGCCCAUUCUGAGGCGGGUCUGACCAACUAUGAAGGCCGGACAGCGGGCACUCUGGCGUAUCUUAAGGGAUAUGCGUCGAUUGCCGAGUGGCUGUCAAAGUUCGAAACUGUCCGUACCAACACUGGAGAUACCCUGCUUCACAAGGCAUGCCGAGAGUAUAUAAAAGACCCUACAGACGAGAAUCUUAUGAAUGUUCGUUCUCGACUCUCCAUGGUUAAUGAGUAUACAGAAUCCGGAGAUCUAGCGAUUUCCUUGGCUAUUAAAGAAAGAUGCAAUCCUUUGAUUAAGCUUUUAGAUCUAGAAUACAGGACAAGAUUACCUGAAGUAGGCUACUCUAGUAAGAUAUCUCAGAGGAGUUUUCACAAUGCAACGCCGCUAAUGCUUGCAGCCCUGUUAUGCAUCCACGAUCUCCCCGAAGCCAUGAUUGCUGCAUCCGCAAGAAUGCAGGAUAAUGAAGGCUUUACUGCACUGAUGUGUGCAGCACGAUCCGGAUGUAUCGAGCUGGUCCAGAGAUUGAUACCAUAUGAAAAGAAAAUGCAGACGGAAAGCGGAUUUACAGCGUUGAUGUGUGCAGCACAAGAGGGCCACGUCGCUGCCGUGCAAAUGCUUUUAGAAGUAGGCAACGAAUCGACCAUUCAGGACAACAAUGGAAAUACGGCGCUUUUUCGUGCGCUACACAACGGCCACGACGAGUGUAGCAAGAUCCUUUUGCCACUAGAAUACGAUCUCAACAAUAACUCUGGGGUUUCUAUGCUUAUGAUAGCUGCAGAGAGCAGCACAAGCCUGUCAUUGCUUAACUCACUUGUCGCCCCACAAUACAGCCAGCUCCGGCGGCGGCAACUUGAUGGGAAAACAGCACUGAUGUGCGCUGCAGCAGUCAAUAAUACCUUCGCUGUGACGGUGCUAUUACAACAGGAAGACUCUAGAGAAGUAGGGAUGCAAGAUGAACAGGGCUUUACCGCUCUCAUGUAUGCGGCUUCUGCGGGGCAUGUAGAGACAUGCCGCUUACUUGCACCAUACGAAAGUGGCAUGCGAGCAGUCAGGGAACAAACUGCUGCUAUGCUAGCUGCAGAGACAGGACACCUGGAGUGCUUUUCUAUUCUUCUGCCUAUUGAAGGAGCAAUGAAGAAAAGCUCUGGGUGGUCUCUCGUCCACAGUGCGGCAGUGGGAGGAUCAAUAGAAAUAUUGAGUAGGUUGGCCCCCACUCCGCAAGAACUUAUUGACGGAGCCGACUCACCUUUGUCCUUGGCGAAGAGACACCUCAGAUACGAGAUGCUCAACUAUAUAGAGACCUGUUUACAAAAGAAGCAGUAG
Molecule: messenger RNA, 2916 nt
Organism: Giardia duodenalis
Lineage: Eukaryota; Fornicata; Diplomonadida; Hexamitidae
Product: Ankyrin repeat protein 1
Exons: 1
Coding region: 1-2916 (971 amino acids)
Molecular function (GO): protein binding
Source: RefSeq, a predicted model, not a curated record